GCGGUUUGUUUGACUGCACCAAUACAGGGUCGUAUUUAUGGACAUCAAGGUGAACAUUGAUGGGGUUGUUAGAGAAGUGUGCGGAAUUAAUGAUGGAACAACUUGUGAAGAAGUGAUUUUCAAACUUGCACAGGUUGCUAGUUUGCCUGGAUUCUAUACCCUGGUUGCUAGCUACAGGGAUCAAGAAAUUACACUAUCUCCUGAGGAAAGGAUUAAAAAUUUCAUUAAAGAAACUAAAGAAAACCCGUCCAAUAUAUGCUUUAUUCUUCGUCGGUUAGAAGCAGUAUCUCCUUUCUCUCCUAAAAAUCCUAAAGCAUACCCUCAUGUCCCUAGUCAUCAACCGGCAAGCAUUUCUCAUCAACAGUCCUCUCAUAGUUCAUCACGACGUUCUAAUGUUCCAGUGACACCAGAAAAUAAAGACUUAUAUUCCGCUACUUUAUCAACCUUACCGAUUGCAGCUCAUCAAUAUGUUGGCUCCUCAAAGCAGUCAAGAAAUUAUCGUUGUGAUCCUAGUCGUGAACCAAUCCAUUCUUCUCCAGUAACCAACUCUGCCGGUGAAGAAAAAUCAUAUCAUGAUGUAGAUCAAUAUAAUCAACUUAAAGAUCAAUUGGCAUAUCAAGAACAACAAGUUGAACUCAAUCGAAUACGUUUGCUUCGGUUAGAUAAGGAAAUCAAUCAUUUAGAACAAUCAGCUCGUUUAGGCAAUAAUAAUAACAAUAAUGGCAAUAAUAAUGGUAAAGAUGGUUAUUCUACAUUAGAUUUAUUAAGUGGAUCCGCUGUUGGUCCUGUGGCAGAAUUAGCUCAACUAGCUGCUACACCAUGGUCACAAUUAUUAGAUACAAAUCGUGCCAGACAACGUGAAUUAUUAUCAGAAUGUGAACGGCACAAAAUUGCUAUCGAUCAAGUAGAUAGUCAUUUAGCUAAAACAAAAAUGAAUUUAUCUCAGCUAGAGAAUCAAAUUAGUCAAGAGUUAAAUCAAUUGCUUAAUGAACUAGAAGGAUAUAAUCAACACAGAAGAUUACUACUGAAAUCAGCUAGUAAUACUGGCACUACUACUUCUUCUUCACAAGCUCGUUCUACUAGAACAGGUAUCAUUAGUCCAUCAGAGGUUGCAGGCGAUGGUGUUGCUGUAUAAAUGAAAUGAAUGAAUUAUGCGUGACUGACGCUUAUACUGUGUGCAAAUACAUAAAUCUUUUUUUUUAAUCUUUAUAACAAAUUCUUUUUUUAUCCUAUGCAAAGAUGCAGUUGUAAUACUCACUCUAUCAGUGUAUCCAUCGAUCGAGGAGACUGUUAAAAAGAUAUAUAUAAGACUAUAAUAAAUAUUCUGUUAUUGUUGAUCUUUCACAAUCA
Schistosoma turkestanicum is the source of this 1350-nucleotide messenger RNA. NCBI's taxonomy places the organism in Eukaryota, Metazoa, Platyhelminthes, Trematoda, Strigeidida, Schistosomatidae. The record is from the annotation of a GenBank genome assembly.